AUGGAUGAUCCAAAGAAUCCAAGUCAAAAACUAAUGGAAAAGAUCAAAUUAUUAGACAAUUUCCCACUUAGUGCUUAUGGUGAAACUUCUGAUACAAAAGAAAUUUUGCGAUAUUUGAUUUCCCGUGUUCUUGAUUACACUGAAUUGCUUCUUGAAUUUCAUUACUAUCAAUUAGGAAAUAAAUACUUAAGCCCAGCAAGAGAUAUGAUCAUUUCAAAUACACUUCCAUUUAGUUUAUACACAGGUGCAAAUUCAGUGAACACAUCGAAUACAAAUCUAAAUAAUUUGGUUUUCAUGAUAGCAACGCACUGCGCAAAAGUUCUUGAAGAACCAAUUAUUGAUAUAAAUGUUGCUUCUGGAAUGGAUGCUGUUACAAGCAGAUCAAAUGAUGUCAUUACAACUCAAGUUGCAGGAGAAGCUCUAGAAUUAAUUGUUGAAUAUAUAAGAGAUAGAGUUAGCCAUUUUAAAUUAAUUUUCAAAAUUCUAAUGGUAGUUCUUAUUACAUUAGUUUUAGUUAUUUUCAUUAUAAUAUAUAGAGUUCAAAUAAUCAAAUUAAAGAAUAAUAAAGAAGAACUAUAUGGAAUCUUCUUACAAUUACCCAAAACGGUCAUUUCAAAUAUAUCAAGUUCAUUUAAUAAAACUAAUGAUGGAUCAACAAAGACUAACAAAAGUAAUAUCGAGCUAAAUAGACAAGAAGAUGGAAUAAUCAAACUAUUUUCAUCAAUAUCUGAUGGAACAACCAGUGGAAAUAUUGAAAUAUAUAAUGUUUUCAACCUUUUAGUUGUUCUUGCAUGUGAAAUUAUAGGCAAUGCUCUAAUAUUUUCUCAUUAUAUCAAAGGGGCUGAAAGCUUAGUUAAGAAUUGUCAUCAUAUUGAUUAUUUAUAUGGAAGUAUUUGUAUAAUGUUUUCAGUAUUCUCAUCGCUUUUAACAGUAGUUCCAGCUGAAUAUGAUCCAAGUUUAUCUCCAAUGUCCCCAAGACCAGAUGUUGAAAUGGGAGUCAUUAAAGAUUUUAUCCCUAAGAUAAUCCAAUAUGUUCAUUUAUUAAGAUUUGGUGGAUCUGAUAAAGAUGAUGUCCCAUAUAUUGGUAUGGAAGAAGCCAUUGAUGUUGGAACAACACUUCUUCUCCCAACAACAAAGAUAAUUGCACCAACAAAUAUUCAAGAUAGUGUUCAUGAGUUUUCAAGUGAACAACAAAUAUAUUUAACAAUUGCAUACUUGAAACGAAUUCUAAAUAAUUUCUAUCAACAAAUUUAUCCUAAAUUAAAUGGUGAAGUUGAUGUUCUCUGGCAAAUCGGUCCAUUUGAACUUUAUCAAGCACUAUAUUAUAACGAAGGUGAAAAAAUAGUUCCAAAGAUAAGAAAAGAGAUUGAUAUUCAGCAUUUCAAAAUCAUUGCAAUUACUAUAUUAACAUCUGUAAUUGGUUUGAUAUUCACAUUGAUAUCCUUGAAGAUGAUUUCAAAAGAAGAAGAUACUCUUAAAUUUGCAUUAAACAAUUUAAUGAGAUGCGAUUCAUCCAUUAUAUUCCAAAAUCAUAAAAUUGUAGAAUUACUCAGUGGAAAUUAUAAUACUUCCAAGCAUGAAGACACAUCAAAAAGUAUUCGAUUUCAUUCUGAUGUUGUAAACAAAUUAAUUGACAUCAUCAUUGUGGCACAAGAAAUGAAUAAUGAAAUUAUUGGUGUGAAUAAGUCAUUUGAAGAAAUGUUUAAUUUAGCAGAAGAUGAAAUUGUUGGAACAAAAAUUGAAGAAUUCUUUUUAAAUGGAAGAUUCAAAUCGGAUGAUAAAAUAGAAAAGGUUUUAAAUAACAAAACAGAAUUGGUUUAUACAGAUAAAAAUGAUAAUAAACAUAUCAUUGAAUUCUCUAUUCAAUGUGUUGCCGGAAAGAAAAUCUUUUCUGGAACCGACAUAACACAAACAAUUUUACAUGAAAAGAUGAUUGCAGAUGAAAAAAAGAGAUCUGAUGCGAUGUUGGCAUCAAUUUUACCUCCAAGUUUAGUGCCAAGGGUGCAAGCAGAAGAAAAGAAUAUUUCAUUUUCUAUCAAGUCGGUCACUGUUUUGUUCUUGGAUGUUGUUGAGUUCACACCAUGGUGUGGAAGUCAAGAUGCUCAGUACGUAAUGCGAAUGUUAAAUAUCAUGUUUAAAGAAUAUGAUAUGCUCACAAAUGCGCAUAAAACCAUGACAAAAAUAAAGUGUAUUGGUGAUUGCUAUAUGGCAGCUGGAGGAAUUUUCGAUGAAGUCAACCAACCAGCAGUUCAUGCAAAAGAAGUUGUCGACUUUGGAUGUUGUCUUAUCAAGAAACUUAUUGAAAUUGAUGAGAGAGAAAAUGAGAAACUUAGAAUCCGAGUAGGCAUCAACACAGGAGGUCCAAUCAUUGCAGGCGUCAUUGGAACGGAAAAGCCCACAUUUGAAAUCCUUGGUCCGGCAAUUAAUAUUGCUCAUGAAAUGGAAAGUAAAGGUGUUCCGAUGAAAGUUCAUAUCAGUAGACCUGUAUAUGAGCUCAUCUACGGCCAGCACUUCAGCAUCAAAGAACGUGGUGAAAUUGAUAUCAAAGGUGGUAAGAUGUUUACAUAUCUUGUUGAUCCUUAA
This is a messenger RNA of Trichomonas vaginalis G3, 2583 nucleotides long. Its product is annotated as guanylate cyclase protein. The record is from RefSeq and is a predicted model, not a curated record. The transcript has a single exon. Gene Ontology annotation, biological process: cGMP biosynthetic process; intracellular signal transduction; receptor guanylyl cyclase signaling pathway. Gene Ontology annotation, molecular function: peptide receptor activity; guanylate cyclase activity. The coding region runs from base 1 to 2583 and encodes 860 amino acids. Lineage: Eukaryota; Parabasalia; Trichomonadida; Trichomonadidae.